GCGUCUUAAAGGCUGGCCGGAGAGUUGUCGGCAGGGAAAUGGCGGCCGCGGGUCUGGUGGCUGUGGCCACGGCUCCUGAGUAUUCUGGCCCAGUCGCGUCCGGGGGUCACCCCUCCGGUGUUAACUGCGGCCCAAGCUCCGGGGCAGUGCCUGGGCCUGGCCCGGGUUCGUGGAGCCGCUCCCUCGACCGAGCCUUGGAGGAAGCGGCUGUAACUGGGGUGCUGAGCUUGAGCGGCCGGAAACUGAGGGAGUUUCCCCGGGGAGCGGCCAACCACGAUCUGACGGACACCACCCGGGCGGACCUGUCACGAAACCGACUCUCAGAAAUUCCAAUAGAAGCAUGCCAUUUUGUUUCUCUGGAGAAUCUCAAUUUGUACCAAAAUUGUAUUCGGUAUAUACCAGAAGCAAUUCUAAACCUGCAAGCACUAACAUUCCUGAACAUUAGUCGGAAUCAACUAUCAACAUUGCCAGCUCAUUUGUGUAAUUUACCAUUGAAAGUUUUAAUUGCUGGUAAUAAUAAAUUGGUCUCACUUCCAGAAGAAAUUGGACAUCUCAGACAUUUAACAGAACUUGAUGUGAGCUGCAAUGAAAUUCAAACAAUACCUUCCCAAAUUGGUAAUUUGGAGGCAUUGAGAGACCUUAACAUAAGAAGAAAUCACUUAGUACGUUUGCCUGAAGAACUGGCAGAGUUACCUUUGAUCCGGUUAGACUUCUCCUGCAAUAAGAUUACAGCAAUCCCUGUUUGUUAUCGGAACCUUAGGCACCUACAGAUGAUCACCUUAGAUAACAACCCAUUACAAUCUCCUCCUGCACAGAUAUGUAUAAAAGGUAAAAUCCACAUAUUUAAAUACCUGAACAUACAAGCUUGUAAGAUUGCUCCAGAUCUGCCAGAUUAUGACAGGAGACCCUUGGGUUUUGGCUCUUGCCAUGAAGAAUUGUACUCAGGUCGCCCAUAUGGAGCCCUUGAUUCAGGUUUUAAUAGUGUGGACAGUGGUGAUAAGAGAUGGUCAGGGAAUGAACCUACAGAUGAAUUUUCAGAUCUGCCUCUUCGAGUAGCAGAAAUUACUAAAGAACAAAGACUACGAAGAGAAAGCCAGUUUCAGGAACAUCGCAGCAGUUUAGUAAUGACAAAUGGUGCAGUGGAACAUGAUCUGGAUCAAAUUGACUACAUUGACAGUUGUCCUGCAGAGGAAGAGGAGGACGAAAUGAGACAGCCAAAGGCCCUGGACUCAGACAGCCUUAGUUCCCAGUUUAUGGCAUAUAUUGAACAAAGGCGAAUCACUAAUGAGGGUUCACCAGUAAAGACAGUACCCAUUAGGGAGUUUCAUAAAACAGAAGACAUGAGAAGAUACCCACAUCAAAACAGGGUUCCAGUUGAACCAUCUUCUUCUCUAGUGUCAUUAACACCAGCUCACAAUCAGUUAUCACAUACAGACUUGGAAUUUCGGAGAAAAGAACAAUUAGUAGAGCGUACUCGGAGAGAGGCACAACUUGCCGCUCUGCAUUAUGAAGAGGAGAAAAUAAGGACCAAGCAGAUUCAGAGAGAUGCUGUCUUGGACUUUGUCAAGCAGAAAGCAUCACAAAGUCCACAAAAACAACAACCACAUUUAGAUGGUGAGUGUCACUUUCCAUCCAGAAGGUCUCAGCACACUGAUGAUAGUGCCUUGUUAGUGUCACUGACAGGGUUGAAUCAAGUGGGCUGUGCUUCUAUGCUGUCUCAGUCUUCUGCCUUCCUUCCUCUGAAGAAUAAUGACAGAUCUAAUGCUGUAUCAAGUUCACCUACAUCAGAAACAGUUCAUCAUUCUCCUGCAUAUUCUUUUCCUGCUACCGCCCAGAGAAACCAGCCCCAACGCCCUGAAAGCUUCCUUUUCCGAGCAGGUGUCAGGGCAGACACAAGUAAAGGCCUUACUUCACCCCUUUCAUUAUCUGCACCUACCAGUGAUUCUACGGAUUCAGUAACAAGACAAAACUCAAGACAAAGAGAAGAAGAACUGGAAUUAAUAGAUCAACUACGGAAACAUAUUGAAUACCGGUUGAAAGUAUCUCUGCCUUGUGAUCUUGGAGCAGCUCUAACCGAUGGGGUUGUUCUUUGCCAUUUGGCUAAUCAUGUGCGGCCUCGAUCUGUCCCAAGCAUUCACGUUCCCUCACCAGCUGUACCUAAAUUAACAAUAGCAAAAUGCAGGCGAAAUGUGGAGAAUUUCCUAGAAGCUUGCAGAAAAAUUGGUGUACCUCAGGACAAUCUUUGUUCCCCUUCCGACAUUCUUCAGCUAAACCUCAGCGUUAAAAGAACUGUUGAAACACUACUUUCUCUUGGGGCACAUUCAGAAGAAUCCAGUUUUGUGUCUCUGUCUAUUCAGCUUUUGGGUUUUGUGGCAUUUUAUUGUACUUUAAUGUUAACUCUCUGUAUGUUUUAUUACUGGAUCUUUCCACUCUAGCUGAAAAGAUUGCCUUCCAGUGGUUUUCCAUCUCAUUCCUGUGCUUGGUAAAGGAGGUUUGUUUAUCAUGCAGAAGUAUUUCCAUAUAUGCUUUUUCUUUUUUUCUGGCCAUUAAAGAGCUAAAUCCUUUCCUUAUUUGUCAUAUAAGCAACCCAUCACAUUAAUAAGUGUAGAUAACAGAGUAAAAAAUAAUAGUUUUUUAUUCUUUAUAGUCAUUUAUCCAUUCUCCCGGCUGUGACUUUAUUUCUCUUAUCACAAGUGCUAAAGCAUUUCUACUAACAUAGUGCUAAUCCUGUUCUUACAGUAUGACUUAGAACUUUAUUUCCAGGUGACAUAGUAAAACCACUUCUGGCCAUCCUCCUUGCUUUAACACAAUUUGAAAUUGCAAGUUUCAACAACUAUUAUAAGGAAAAUAAUUGUGCCCUUUCUGGUUUUGGGUCACCUGGUCACUUGAGCUGUGCCCUAAAACCUUGCAGUUUCAGAUAGUCCAGGUCUGCCUAAGCAUUUGCUGUCCAGAUAGAUGGAAGGCAGAACCAUUUAAUCUCAAUAAUUUGAUCAGAAUGUCAAAUAAUUUUAAUUUGAUCAGAAUAUCUAGUCCGAAGAUCACGCAGAUUUUGUAGAUGGCUUGACCCUCUGUGUACAUUUAAAGUAGAACAUAGCAAGAAGCAAAGUGAUCUGGAACUGAUUUUAAGGGGCAGGUAGUUAUCUUUUAACUGAGACUCACUUCUAGAAUUCUACUUAGAAUUUAAAAUUGGAAAUGUAAUUUCUAAUAUAUUUGAAUCAUCUUAGUGGGUGAACUUCUAAUUUAUGUAGGUUGUUGAGAUUACAUCUGAACAAUAGCAGAAAAGUUUCAGACAGUAAUCUGUUCUGUUCUCAAUGCAGUGACUUGUAUCUUUCAGAACGCUUAGUAUAUUAGCUGCUAAUUUUAGCACUUGACACUAUUUUAUAAUUGCAUUGAUCCUUUAGUACUCAUAAAUAGUGUUUGUGGAUACCAGGAAUCUCUUGACUCUAUUAACAAAAUUGGACAAUUGAAGUCUAGUAGGAAGGGAAGAUUGCAAGGAAUAUAAUAUCCUGUUGUAGCAAUCAGCCUGAGGGUCUGAUUGUUCUGGUAUUCUUACAUAAAAAUGGGUCAGUAUUUAAAACAUUUACAAGCUAUUUAUUGUUAAUGCCAAAACAUUGAACACUGUUGGAAACUUCAGGUUUAUAAGAAGUAGUGCCUUCCAAACUACGGGGAGUUAGGAUUUUUCUUUUUAAAGAUGUUCUCUGAGUUAGUGAUCAUUCAGUUUUGUGGAAUUUUGUCCUUUAAAAAAAAGUGAUAAAAAAAACACAUGGUCUCAUGUGUGAUUUUGGAGUAGUUGUGUAUUGUUUUCAGAACAUACAGCAUUUGAUAAGCCGGCUGUAUGUGGAAAGCAGAAGUUUCUGAGGGGAUAGUUAUACAAAUCAAAGGACCCUACUGAGGAGAUAAAAAUCAGGGAAACUGCUUUGGACAAAAUGUCUUUUGGGAAAAAAAAAAAAACACCCUGCAGGCUUCUUCUAAGUUCAGUAUUUGCAGUAGCACUCAAGGUGUUCAUACAGAGUUGCUAGUUUUACAAGAUGAAAAGAUUGCAGUUAGCUUGUUUUAUCAAAGUAUUAUGCAAAAAGUAGUUAAGUAGCACAGUACAAUAACUACUACUCAACAUAGGUUUUUUUUUUUCUAUUUUUUUAUUGCAGUUGGCUUUGUAAAACACUAAUCAUAUAGUAAAUAUUUGCUAAUGAAAAGCAAAGAAAAACCCAGUUAUCUUUAACAAGUGUGUGCCAGGAUUCCUCUUUUCUGUUCUUUAUUAAAGCAAUCUCUUUUCUUGCUGAAUAGUCUUAAUAGAAAAGCCUGAGAGGCCCUCCAUGAUGGUGCAGCAGCUUAAAGCACAACACUAUGAAGCUAUCCGCAGCCACCACAGCACAAGUUUGAU
Messenger RNA from Condylura cristata (star-nosed mole), 4381 nucleotides. It is a transcript of the gene LRCH3, whose product is annotated as leucine-rich repeats and calponin homology (CH) domain containing 3. The coding region runs from base 39 to 2435 and encodes 798 amino acids. NCBI's taxonomy places the organism in Eukaryota, Metazoa, Chordata, Mammalia, Eulipotyphla, Talpidae. Gene Ontology annotation, molecular function: protein binding. The record is from RefSeq and is a predicted model, not a curated record. The transcript is spliced from 21 exons.